UCACCUUUUUUUUAAAGUCCACAGUUUUGCUAUAAAAGGCCACACUGCCCACAGCUCAGCCUGCUGACCUGGAGACCUUCCACCAUGAAGCACCUCCUCAUCUUCCACCUCCUCCUCGCCUGCCUAGCCGCCGUCUUGUCGGCCCCCGCCGACACGGGCAAGGUGAAGUGGUGCGUCAAGUCGGACAAAGAGUACCAGAAAUGUAUGGACCUGGCAGCCAAAGCGCCCGUGUUCACCUGUGUGAAGAGAACCAACUCCUUGGAUUGUAUCAUUGCCAUUCAUGGUGGUUUGGCAGAUGCAAUCACUUUGGAUGGAGGUGACAUUUACACCGCUGGACUGAAGAACUACAAACUGCAUCCCAUAAUUGCUGAGAACUAUGGCUCCUCGUCCGAGAGCUGUUACUACGCUGUGGCCGUGGCUAAAAAGGGCUCCGGAUUUGGCAUCCGAGAUCUGGAGGGGAAGAAGUCCUGCCACACCGGUUUGGGAAAAUCCGCCGGCUGGAACAUUCCCAUUGGAACUCUGGUGUCUAUGGAUAUACUGAAGUGGAAAAGCAUCGAGGAUAAACGAAUCGAGGAGGCGGUGGCUAGCUUCUUCUCUAAAAGCUGUGCCCCCGGAGCAGCGAGGGAGACCAAACUGUGUGAUGGCUGCAAGGGAGACUGUUCGCGGUCCCACAAUGAGCCCUACUACGACUACAGCGGUGCUUUCCAGUGCCUGGUGGAAGGGGGAGAUGUGGCUUUUGUGAAACAUCUGACUGUGCCUGAUAGCGAGAAGGCCAACUACGAGCUGCUGUGCCCCGACAACACCAGGGCGCCCAUAGAAGAGUACAAAAAAUGCCACCUGGCAAGAGUACCAGCUCACGCCGUUGUCAGCCGCAAGGACCCACAGCUGGCAGAAUUGAUCUGGACGAGCCUCACCACAGUGCAGGGCUUCAACCUGUUCUCCUCUGAGGCAUACGCUCCUGCCAAGAACCUGAUGUUUAAAGAUUCUGCUGUGGCGUUUGCCAAGCUGCCUGACAACACAAACGCCUUCAUGUAUUUGGGUUCCACCUACACGGGCAUCGUGCGCUCCCUGACAAAAGAGGUCACUACAACCGAUGAAGGCGGCGCCAUCACAUGGUGUGCUGUGGGUGCUGCUGAGACCAGCAAGUGUGACAAGUGGAGCUUUAACCCUCUGGUGGGUGAGGACCGCAACAUUAUUUGCCAGGAAGCCCCAACAGUUGAAGCCUGCUUGAAAAUGAUCAUGCGCAAAGAAGCUGAUGCGAUGGCGGUGGAUGGAGGAGAGGUGUUCUCAGCUGGGAAGUGUGGUCUGGUUCCAGCCAUGGUGGAGCAGUACGACGAAGCAAUGUGCACCGUACCUGGGGCCUCUGCCUCCUCCUACUUUGCCGUUGCUGUGGUCAAGAAGGGCUCGGGGGUGACCUGGGACAACCUGAGGGGGAAGAGGUCCUGCCACACAGGCUUUGGCAGGACAGCUGGUUGGAACGUUCCAAUGGGGGAAAUCCACAAACAAACUAAUGACUGUGACUUCACAAAGUUCUUCAGUAGUGGUUGUGCCCCCGGCGCGCCUGCUGACUCCCCAUUCUGUUCUCAGUGUGCGGGCAGCGGCAAAAAUGUGAAUGACGAGUUCAAGUGCAAAGCCAGUGCUGAGGAGAAAUACUACGGUUACGCUGGCGCCUUUAGAUGUCUUGUUGAGGGUGCUGGGGACGUCGCCUUCAUUAAACACACAAUUGUACAAGAAAACAGUGACGGAAAUGGUCCUGAAUGGGCUCACAAUCUCUCCAGCAGCGACUAUGAGCUAAUCUGCCCCGGGAAGCCUACGGUUCCAGUCACCCAGUUUAAAGAUUGCAACCUGGCAAGCACCCCAGCACACGCUGUGGUGACCCGGCCAGAGACCCGCAAUGACGUUGUCCGCGUUCUCCAGGACGAGCAGGCCAAGUUUGGUAGGGGCACUGCUGCCAGUUUCAAAAUGUUUGAGUCAAAAUCUGGAAAGAAUCUGCUCUUCAAGGACUCCACCAAGUGUCUCCAAGAAGUCCCUGCCGGGUCCAGUUAUGAGAAGUUCUUAGGAACCGGGUACAUGAACGCCAUGACCUCACUGAGGCAGUGCAGUGACACGGCUUCAGAUCUGGAGAAACUGUGCACUUCCCAUAGCUGCCAGUCAACAAACUAGAUGGUUCUUCAGUUGUCUCACUGACUCAAACUCUCAAUCUUAUGUUCUCCACAUGCAAAUCAACAAUCAUGUCCACUAACUAUAUUUCUGAUUGUGGAUCAUCCAUUUUCCUAACAUGUUUGUAUUUUUCAAAUAAAGCCUUUAAAUAAC
Messenger RNA from Nerophis lumbriciformis (worm pipefish), 2313 nucleotides. It is a transcript of the gene tfa, whose product is annotated as transferrin-a. Lineage: Eukaryota; Metazoa; Chordata; Actinopteri; Syngnathiformes; Syngnathidae. Gene Ontology annotation, cellular component: early endosome; plasma membrane; recycling endosome. Gene Ontology annotation, biological process: antibacterial humoral response; iron ion transport. The record is from RefSeq and is a predicted model, not a curated record.